AUGGCUUGUUCUGCUGCUGAGUGCGUUUGUGCAAAGAAGUCCACGUGCUCGUGUGGCAAGCAGGCUGCUUUGCACUGUAACUGCGAAAAGGCUCCUGUUGAAAACGCCCAGCCUCCUAAAGACGGAUCCUGCGCUUGCGGCAAAAGAAUGAAGGGUCAAUGCACCUGUGGUGUCAGUGAGGCCUCAUGUGCCAGAGAAGGCGAGGUCGACUUCACCGGCGCGUAA
Molecule: messenger RNA, 225 nt
Organism: Metschnikowia bicuspidata var. bicuspidata NRRL YB-4993
Lineage: Eukaryota; Fungi; Ascomycota; Pichiomycetes; Serinales; Metschnikowiaceae
Gene: CRD2
Product: Crd2p
Exons: 1
Coding region: 1-225 (74 amino acids)
Source: RefSeq, a predicted model, not a curated record